Molecule: messenger RNA, 1079 nt
Organism: Triticum dicoccoides
Lineage: Eukaryota; Viridiplantae; Streptophyta; Magnoliopsida; Poales; Poaceae
Product: phosphatidylinositol transfer protein 3-like
Exons: 3
Coding region: 209-976 (255 amino acids)
Source: RefSeq, a predicted model, not a curated record
CUUCAUACUCUGUCCAUUAGAGCUCCCGCAGUCUCCCGUCUCCUCCCUCCCCGCUAUAAAUAAAUUCGAGAGCCUUCCUCCAGGGCGAGCCGCUCUGUGUCCAGCCAGCAGCGGCCGUCGGCAAGUACGUACUUGGUGGUUCGGUUUCCCUCGAGUCGCGGCAAUCAGCCGAGGACGGCCGGUCGGUUGAGGAAGGAGGGGAAGCGGCAUGGACUGCGGCGGUGAGGAGCAGGCGAGGCAGAACGGCCAUGCCGGCGACGGCGGCGACCCGGCCGAGUGGAAGAUGGUGGCCGAGCUCCGGGCCGUGGUGGAGGCGCAGGACCCCGCAGCCAAGGAGGAGGACGACUUCAUGCUGCGGCGGUUCCUGCGCGCCCGUGACCACAACGUCGGCAAGGCGUCGGCGAUGUUCCUCAAGUACCUCGCAUGGAAGCGCGCCGCCAAGCCGCGGGGAUCCAUCACCGAGGCCGAGGUGCGCGGCGAGCUCGUGCAGGACAAGCUCUACGUGCAGGGCUUCGACAAGACGGGCCGCCCCAUGAUCUACCUCUUCGGCAACCGGCACUUCGCCGCCAAGCGCGACCUCGAGGAGUUCAAGCGCUAUGUCGUCUACAUCCUCGACAGCACCUGCACCAAGUUGCCGGCGGGGCAGGAGAAGUUUGCGUCGGUGGUGGAUCUGAAGGGGUGGGGGUACGCGAACUGCGACAUCCGGGCAAAGCUGGCGGCGUUGGAGAUCAUGCAGAACUGCUACCCGGAGCGGCUGGGCCGGGUGUUCCUGAUCCACGUGCCUUACGUGUUCAUGGCGGCGUGGAAGAUGGUGUACCCCUUCAUCGACGACAACACCAAGAAGAAGUUCGUUUUCGUAGCUGACAAGGACCUCGACGCCACGCUCCGGGACGCCAUCGACGUGUCUCAGCUGCCCGAGCAGUACGGCGGUAAGCUCAGACUUGAGGGGUACAAGAGCUCGUCGACAUGCAACUGAUCCAUGUAUUAUGGAUGUCCAAUUGUGCGCAAGUAUGUAACAUUGCCACGCUUGAUAAGUAUAAGUAAUACUUCUCCAUUCAUCUAUGCAAGGCCGUUUUUUA